GUGCGCAAGCUGUUCGCAGAGCAGCCCAUGCUGUUGGAGUUAGAUGCCCCGAUGAAGGUCAUCGGAGAUGUGCAUGGCCAGUUCUUCGACCUGCUGCGCUUGCUGGAGUACGGUGGCUCGCCCUCCGAGCGAAACUACCUCUUCCUUGGUGACUAUGUCGACAGGGGCAAAAACUCCAUCGAGUGUAUUGGGCUGCUCUACGCCUACAAGGCGCAGAACCCAGAGAACUUCUUCUUGCUGCGGGGCAAUCACGAAUGCGCCUCCAUCAACAGAAUCUACGGAUUCUUCGACGAAUGCAAGAGGCGGUACAACCCGAAGCUCUGGAAAACUUUCGGGGACAGCUUUCAGUACAUGCCCGUUUGCGCGCUCAUCCAUGAGCGAAUCAUAUGCAUGCACGGCGGCCUGUCUCCCGACUUGACCAGCUUUGAGCAGAUCCACGACAUCCAGCGACCGGUUGAAGUUGGUGACACCGGGCUCCUGGUGGACUUGCUAUGGUCGGAUCCCAAUGCGGACAUUGAGAGCUGGGGUGACAACGACCGGGGGGUCUCCUUCACCUUUGGUCCCCAAGUGGUGAAGACCUUCCUCCGGAAGCACAACUUGGAUCUCAUCGCGCGAGCUCACCAGGUAGUCGAGGACGGCUACGAGUUCUUCGCCGGCCGACAGGUGGUCACAGUGUUCUCUGCGCCGAACUACUGCCGCGAGUUCGACAACGCAGGCGCUUGCCCAGAGAUGCGCAUGUCAUAA
Symbiodinium natans is the source of this 744-nucleotide messenger RNA. NCBI's taxonomy places the organism in Eukaryota, Dinophyceae, Suessiales, Symbiodiniaceae. The record is from the annotation of a GenBank genome assembly.